AUGUGGCGUGAAAUGUGCAGUAAAACCAUGCAUUUCAGCAUUAUAGCCCUCGACGCUGAAGGUGUUUUCAAAGAAUCAGAUUGGAUUGGAGUCCAGAAAAACUACCAAGAUGUACCACCCGAGGUGUCGGACGCCUGCAACGCUGUACUGCAAGUUCCGGAGUCACAAUCCCAACGACUAUUCCCUUCUUAUGAGCUCCCAGUCAAAAAGACCGCGGCCAAAAAUGGCAGGCAUGAGCCCGCGGACGUCACAAGCAACAUCGCCGCCCUUUCGAAGAUCGUUCUACAAGUUUUCGAGCACAGCGGUCACGGUGCCCAGUUCCGCUCCAUUCCGGAGGUCACCGCAUUGCUUCAAUUACACCAAUACGUCCUGCUGCCACCAACAAGUUUUCUGACACUUCUGAAUACCCAACCGUUGAAAGUCAACAAUAGUGGAUUUGAACUCUCUCCCGUCGAUAUGGUACUCUUCAAUGACUUGAAAAAGGGGAAGGAACAGCUCAGAAAGGCAAUGAAGGCCUUUAGGAAGCGCCAAAAGGCCGAGGACAUCCUCUGGAGGCCAGAUACUGGAUUCCGGACAAAGUUGGGCCCUAAAUACGGCUAG
Molecule: messenger RNA, 600 nt
Organism: Laccaria bicolor S238N-H82
Lineage: Eukaryota; Fungi; Basidiomycota; Agaricomycetes; Agaricales; Hydnangiaceae
Exons: 2
Coding region: 1-600 (199 amino acids)
Source: RefSeq, a predicted model, not a curated record